Messenger RNA from Drosophila virilis, 6692 nucleotides. Lineage: Eukaryota; Metazoa; Arthropoda; Insecta; Diptera; Drosophilidae. The record is from RefSeq and is a predicted model, not a curated record.
UGAGUUUCAUGGAACUCAACUGAGAUUUUUUUUGGAUAUGUGUUUACUCACGGAGCCGUUUUCUCCUUUAAGAAUGUUGGUCAGUGGGCAAGCUAUUGCUGCAAAAUCUUUGAUAAAGCCUCUGUUCGCAGCAGAACGCCCUCUGAAUAAUAUUAUAUCUGACUUUCAAUAUAUCUUUACUUCUCAAAUCACGAUAUUGAAGUCACAUACUAUUAUUUUUAAACCACCAUAAAAUCCCAUUGUUCAUCACUAAUGUAUCGAUAGUUAUUGUUAAUGUUCGAGAAGUAAAUCACGCAUUAUAAGCAGUUUAAAGGCUCCUUUGAUUUUUAUUAAAAUUUUUAAAACAUAAAAGGGGCCGAAGUGGGGUGCAAACUAGCAUCUCCUCAAAACAUUGGUGACCCCGGCGUGAAUUUCUUUCUUGCUUCUCGUCUUGCCGCAAAUCUUACUUUCGUUGUUCAUCGCUCUUUUGCUGCUGCAGCAUAGGCACUAAACUCAAGUACAGAUAUAUGUACAUAUGUAUGUACAUACAUAUGUAUUUCGCACACCGGCUCGACUGCGCGCUUCUCUCUAACGAUCUUAUCGCGUUAUUUAGCAGAUCGGCUAUUAUAACCAAUCUGUUUGGUGCAUAUCAGUGCCAAGCCCAACCGUUUGCAUAGAAAAGAAGCCGUCGAGCAGAUACCUACAUACUUACAUACAUACAUAUGAAUGUGAAUGCAAGUGCCGCUACAAUUGCUCUCGAUACAUACACAUACACAAGCCGCUGCACACAUAAAACGGUAUGAUGAUGAGUGGAUUUAAUAUCUCGAACAGUGAAGUUUUGUCCACGAAGCUAAUGAUGUGGCGAAUUUUUUUGCAGAAGGUUAUCAAUUUCCUUUGUAGUGGGAAACGUGCCUUUUCUAAGGCAAUUUGUUUUUUUUUUAAAACAAUUUAAUGGCUUCUCAAUUGCCUCUAUCGUGUAGGCUAACAAGGUCUCCCUGUGCAUGGUUGCAGCGUCCGAUAAGGGCCCGCCUGGCAUUGCGUUCACGUUUUGUCUGGAUAGGGCAUCGGCCACAAAAUUUUCCUUACCCGGCUUGUAGAACACCUUGGCAUUGUGUUCGUCAAUGAAUGCUUUCCAUCUUUUGAUUUUUGUAUUUGUAUUUCUGUCAGAGACAGCGAAAGUAAGGGGCUGAUGGUCGGUGCAUAUAUUAUUUGCCUUGUCAUAUAAAGAUAAUUUUGUAACCUCCCUAAAGCCCAUACUAAGGCCAGCAACUCUCAAGUUAGCGUAAUGAGAUUCGCUAUCUUUGAGUGUUCUGGAAAUCAUAGAUAUUGGCCCACCAUAUUAAGACAAAACGGCAUCGAUGUCGUCCAUAGAAGCGUCAGUGGUCAAAUCAAAGGAUUUUUAAAGUCCGGGUACAUGAAGAUUACAUCUUCUGAUGCCAAAAUGCUCCUUAAGGUUUCGAAAGCAUUGCGUUGAGUUUCAUGGAACUCAACUGAGAUUUUUUUUGGAUAUGUGUUUACUCACGGAGCCGUUUUCUCCUUUAAGAAUGUUGGUCAGUGGGCAAGCUAUUGCUGCAAAAUCUUUGAUAAAGCCUCUGUUCGCAGCAGAACGCCCUCUGAAUAAUAUUAUAUCUGACUUUCAAUAUAUCUUUACUUCUCAAAUCACGAUAUUGAAGUCACAUACUAUUAUUUUUAAACCACCAUAAAAUCCCAUUGUUCAUCACUAAUGUAUCGAUAGUUAUUGUUAAUGUUCGAGAAGUAAAUCACGCAUUAUAAGCAGUUUAAAGGCUCCUUUGAUUUUUAUUAAAAUUUUUAAAACAUAAAAGGGGCCGAAGUGGGGUGCAAACUAGCAUCUCCUCAAAACAUUGGUGACCCCGGCGUGAAUUUCUUUCUUGCUUCUCGUCUUGCCGCAAAUCUUACUUUCGUUGUUCAUCGCUCUUUUGCUGCUGCAGCAUAGGCACUAAACUCAAGUACAGAUAUAUGUACAUAUGUAUGUACAUACAUAUGUAUUUCGCACAAUGGCUUGACUGCGCGCUUCUCUCUAACGAUCUUAUCGCGUUAUUUAGCAGAUCGGCUAUUAUAACCAAUCUGUUUGGUGCAUAUCAGUGCCAGGCCCAACCGUUUGCUUAGAAAAGAAGCCGUCGAGCAGAUACCUACAUACUUACAUACAUACAUAUGAAUGUGAAUGCAAGUGCCGCUACAAUUGCUCUCGAUACAUACACAUACACAAGCCGCUGCACACAUAAAACGGUAUGAUGAUGAGUGGAUUUAAUAUCUCGAACAGUGAAGUUUUGUCCACGAAGCUAAUGAUGUGGCGAAUUUUUUUGCAGAAGGUUAUCAAUUUCCUUUGUAGUGGGAAACGUGCCUUUUCUAAGACAAUUUGUUUUUUUUUUUUAAACAAUUUAAUGGCUUCUCAAUUGCCUCUAUCGUGUAGGCUAACAAGGUCUCCCUGUGCAUGGUUGCAGCGUCCGAUAAGGGCCCGCCUGGCAUUGCGUUCACGUUUUGUCUGGAUAGGGCAUCGGCCACAAAAUUUUCCUUACCCGGCUUGUAGAACACCUUGGCAUUGUGUUCGUCAAUGAAUGCUUUCCAUCUUUUGAUUUUUGUAUUUGUAUUUCUGUCAGAGACAGCGAAAGUAAGGGGCUGAUGGUCGGUGCAUAUAUUAUUUGCCUUGUCAUAUAUAGAUAAUUUUGUAACCUCCCUAAAGCCCAUACUAAGGCCAGCAACUCUCAAGUUAGCGUAAUGAGAUUCGCUAUCUUUGAGUGUUCUGGAAAUCAUAGUUAUUGGCCCACCAUAUUAAGACAAAACGGCAUCGAUGUCGUCCAUAGAAGCGUCAGUGGUCAAAUCAAAGGAUUUUUAAAGUCCGGGUACAUGAAGAUUACAUCUUCUGAUGCCAAAAUACUCCUUAAGGUUUCGAAAGCAUUGCGUUGAGUUUCAUGGAACUCAACUGAGAUUUUGUUUGGAUAUGUGUUUACUCACGGAGCCGUUUUCUCCUUUGAGAAUGUUGGUCAGUGGGCAAGCUAUUGCUGCAAAAUCUUUGAUAAAGCCUCUGUUCGAAGCAGAACGCCCUCUGAAUAAUAUUAUAUCUGACUUUCAAUAUAUCUUUACUUCUCAAAUCACGAUAUUGAAGUCACAUACUAUUAUUUUUAAACCACCAUAAAAACCCAUUGUUCAUCACUAAUGUAUCGAUAGUUAUUGUUAAUGUUUGAGAAGUAAAUCACGCAUUAUUAGCAGUCUAAAGGCUCCUUUGAUUUUUAUUAAAAUUUUUAAAACAUGAAAGGGGCCGAAGUGGGUGCAAACUAGCAUCUCCUCAAAACAUUGGUGACCCCGGCGUGAAUUUCUUUCUUGCUUCUCGUCUUGCCGCAAAUCUUACUUUCGUUGUUCAUCGCUCUUUUGCUGCUGCAGCAUAGGCACUAAACUCAAGUACAGAUAUAUGUACAUAUGUAUGUACAUACAUAUGUAUUUCGCACACCGGCUCGACUGCGCGCUUCUCUCUAACGAUCUUAUCGCGUUAUUUAGCAGAUCGGCUAUUAUAACCAAUCUGUUUGGUGCAUAUCAGUGCCAAGCCCAACCGUUUGCUUAGAAAAGAAGCCGUCGAGCAGAUACCUACAUACUUACAUACAUACAUAUGAAUGUGAAUGCAAGUGCCGCUACAAUUGAUCUCGAUACAUACACAUACACAAGCCGCUGCACACAUAAAACGGUUGCCUUGUGCGGUGACGUCUGUAAGAUGUACCGCUGUGUCCGAAUAACGCAUCCAGAUCAAUUUCUGAAGUUCAUCUUAUGGCGUGAUCACCAAAAUGAAAGCAUAAGGACGUACACCCUGGAUACAGUAACGUAUGGAACCAAACCCGCUGCGUUUCCAGCAAUUCGAGCGAUGCAGCAGCUGGCCCACAACGAAGAGCCUACCUUUCCAUUAGCUGCAAAGAUAGUUUAUCGCGACUUCUACGUAGACGAUUUAAUUUCUGGAGGGGACUCUAUAGAAGAAGCCAUUCAGAUCCGACAACAAGUAAAACUGCUACUGGCUAAAGGUCACUUUCCAAUCAGAAAGUGGUGCUCAAUCGAGCCUGAUGCAUUAAAAAGUGAAUCCGAUUGUGAGAAGCCAAUGGAGUUCAGGGAUGGCACCAACAUUGCAAAGGCGCUUGGUUUAGCUUGGAGCCAUAGCUCUGAUAGCCUGCUUUUCAACUUUGCGGAGAUCGUACCCGAAGGAUCACUCACAAAUCGGACCAUAUUAUCAAUGAUUUUACGAUCCGCUCGGAUUGAUCGCGCCCAUCGUUACCAUGUGAAAGGUAUUUCUCCAAGCACUGUGGAAGGAAAGGGUCAAUUGGGACGAAUGCCUGUCGCAGUCGCUGCACUUCGAAUGGAUCAAACUCAUAUCGCAACUCUCAUUUGUCAGCAGCUUGAAAUUCUCCCGUUUUGUAUUGAUGCCACUGGCUACGUAUGAACUGCAUGGAUUUUGCGACGCCAGCACAGCCGCUUAUGGUGCUUGCGUAUUUGCCAGAUCCGAAAUGCAAGGGGUAUUAUCACAUUUGCUAUGCUCUAAAUCAAGGGUCGCCCCAUUAAAGACGCUGACAAUCCCAAAGCUUGAGCUGGCAGCUGCACUUUUAUUAUCAGAGCUCAUAGGAAACAUUGCCAAGUGCGUUCAGUUCGAAUGCAGAUAUCAUUGCUGGACCGACUCAACAGUAGCGGUUGCAUGGAUUCGUGAUUCACCUUCAAAGUUGAACGUCUUUGUAUCCAAUAGGGUAUCACAAAUACAGGAGCGGACCAAGGGCAUGACCUGGCAUCAUGUACCCUCUCAGCUGAACCCUGCGGACAUUUUAUCACGUGAAUGCACACCUUUGGAACUUUUGGACUCACAGCUAUGGCAUAAUGGACCCCUAUUCAUACAGGCCGCUAGCUCGACUUAGCCUCAAAACGUCGCCUAUCCCCUUAAGCUUCCAAAGCGACGCCAGAAAGUGCUGGUACUAUCAACGAAGACGGACCUAUCGGAAUGUUGUAUAUUCAACAACACAUUUGCCAAGUUACAGCGCACUUUCGCAUACGGGUAUCGAUUUAUAGUGCUAAAAAGAUCUGAUUCGACUAGAUCAAAAGGUCCAUUCACUCCAGAUGAUAUCAAGUGCGGAACGCAUUUACUUAUAAAAAACAUUCAACUUCGCACUUCGCCGAAGAGUACAAAACACUCAGCUUACAAAGGCCGCUUCCAACAAGAAGCAAACUUCGUUGAGUGGGCCCAUUGCUGGACGCUGAGGGACUCUUGCGCAUCGGCGGGCGCCUUCAGAACUCAAGCUUGGAAUAUGAAGCAAAGCAUCCGUUAUUGUUGCCUAAACGCCACCCAGUCACCGCAGCUAUGAUCCCUUAUUAUCAUUUUGAAUUUCUUCAUGCUGGUCCGCAAUUCCUUUUAGCAACAUUCGGCCAGCGAUACUGGCCCAUCGGAGGUCUCAUGACUGUCUCAAAUAUCAUCAACAGGUGCGUGCGCUGCUUUCGAAUGCGACCUAAACUUCUGGGGCAAGUCAUGGCCCCGCUACCAGCUGAGCGUGUGCAGCCAAGUCCGACGUUUCACGUAAAUGGCAUCAUCUUUUGCGGUCCUUUCUACGUCAAAUCAGAGGUCAGCAAUCGCUCACCAACGAAAUGCUACAUCUCAAUUUUUAUAUGCUUUGCAACGAAAGCAACGCAUUUAGAGUUGGUAGAGGACCUGUCCACGUCAUCGUUUAUCGCUGCCCUGAAGAGAUUCAUCAGCCUUCGAGGGAAACCGCAUACAAUAUGGACAGACAACGCAACAAAUUUCGUGGGUGCUCGAAAUGAGCUGAAGGAACUGCGCGACCUGUUUAUAAGCGAUCCCCAGCGCAAUGAGAUUGUUCGCAACUGCCUAGCUCUGGGAAUCAUAUUUUGGAGGAUUGUGGGAGACCGCUGUCAAGUCAGCAACAUAUCAUUUUUACCGCGUCGUUGGAAAUUCUCUUCUCUCCAUCCACGAAUUCCGAACUUUCAUCUGUCAAAUAUUCGCAAUGCUUAACCCAAGACCGCUUUGCUAUAUUACAGAAAACUCGAAUGACUUGGAGAUACUCACGCCUGGGCACUUCAUCUGGGGCAAAGCGAAUGCCACUAUCGACGAACCAGACAUAACUCACCUAAGCUUAGAUCGCUCAGCCAUUGGCAGCGAAUAUGUCACAUGCAGCAAUCAUAUUGGAAGAAAUGAAGUACAUCGUAUUUGUCGCUGCUCCAAGAGCGCGGGAAAUGGCGAUGUCCAAGCAAAAUCUUCAGGCCGGCAACAUCGUGCUUCUCAAGGAGGACAAUGCACCACCACUCAGGUGGCCGCUUGGUCGAGUCGACAUCGUCAUCACGGAUGACGACGGCAUUGUGAGAGUAGCAGUCAUUCGUACACAAAAUGGUCUGGUCAAGAGAGCCAUUGCCAAAAUCGACGUUCGUGAUUUUUUUGGACAUGUGUUUACUCACGGAGCCGUUUUCUCCUUUGAGAAUGUUGGUCAGUGGGCAAGCUGUUGCUGCAAAAUCUUUGAUAAAGCCUCUGUUCGCAGCAGAAAGCCCUCUGAAUAAUAUUAUAUCUGAAUUACAAUAUAUCCUUGCUUCUCAAAUCACGAUAUUGAAGUCACAUACUAUUAUUUUUAAGCCACCAUAAAAUACCAUUGUAAAUUGCUCAUCACUAAUCUAUAGAUAGUUAUUGUUGAAAGUUCGAGAAGUAAAUCACGCAUUACAAGCAAUCUAAA